Messenger RNA from Ochlerotatus camptorhynchus, 1329 nucleotides. RefSeq lists its product as uncharacterized. The record is from RefSeq and is a predicted model, not a curated record. The transcript has a single exon. The coding region runs from base 1 to 1110 and encodes 369 amino acids. NCBI's taxonomy places the organism in Eukaryota, Metazoa, Arthropoda, Insecta, Diptera, Culicidae.
AUGCAUAUGUCUCCAACUUUUGUAGGACUGGAGGGACGGGAGGUUGACUACGAGGUAGAAUUUCUGGAGGAGGAAGCAGAAGCAGGACCAUCAAAUGUGCAGCAGACAAAACGAUCGUUCCAGGAUACACUGGAUUCUGCUUCGCCCGGAAGUCCUGGAAGUGAAAGUGAACAAGCGGAGCCAAAACAAAUAUUUCGAUUCCCAGCAACUGUAUUCAUCAGAAACUUCAAGGGCCACAAAAAAGGUCCUUCUGUGGGAAAAGUGCAAGUGAACUGUGAAUCAGCUGAGGAGGUAAUGCAAACUGUAUGGGAUUACUGUGAAAAGUUCAUUCGCAGAGAGGCCGUGUUUGAAUCACUCGCUGGUGGAGAUGCUGAUCAAUUUACCGUGCACUGGAAUGAUGAUUUGAACCCAGAAGUCGGCGAUAUGGAUGAGUUCAUCUCCUUCCAAGAUAAAGCCUCGAAACGCACGUUUAAACCAUUACAGUUGCUAGAAAAGCCAGACAAAAUGCAGAAAUUUCUGAACAGAGAUAUUAACGUGUUUGUGCACAUUUAUUCGGAGUCGGUGACCUCAACCGCUAUGUACGAAACACUGCGAGUACAGCUGAUAAAACCGGAGGAGCGUGACCGAGCAGGAGCAGCAGCCAACCAGGCAAACAGUAAUUUGUCCACUGAGUUGAAUGAACUCUACAAGCUAUCCUACAUUUCAUCGGACAUCAACUGGUCUGUAUGGGCUUCGUACUUACUGACCAAAGACGCGCUUGAACGAGAGGAAUUGAAGUUCCGAGGACCUCCCCAACAUCUGAUACAUUUGUUCCAGACGGUUCCCUCAUGCUCUCAAAACGUGCUGAAUCACACUCGUCAGGAUGUAUGCAUUGCCCAAAAUGUUAAUUCAGGGUAUAAACAAUUGUUGGAUGGCCUGCAAGCAGAUUUGGACCAGCUUAUGACAUAUGCUAAGGCGAUGCAAUUGCGCUUGACCGCAUUGCAAACGAUGCAGGCAACUAACACUUCAUUGCUAGCAGAUGUGUCUGGCAGUAUUGCUGUAUCUGAAGAUAGCUUUGGGCAGAAACUCGCCGAGGAAGUGACCGACUGCUUGGAUGUCGACCAUCAAUAACGAUUUGCUGAUCCUGAUUCCGAACGAUUCCAUACGCAUUCGGGACGACCAACUGAUUGAAGCUGUUGCUUAUUGAACAUCUCUUUGUUUUGAGUUUAUGAAAUAAAAAAAAGGUGAACAACAUUUGAUUAUUUGAUUUAUUGUUUAUUAAUCCUUAUUACGUACAUUCUCAAAUCCCAAUGAUUCGAUAUUUUGACUUAGUCCGUUUGCCGGAUUGAA